This is a messenger RNA of Pundamilia nyererei, 2248 nucleotides long. It is a transcript of the gene lrrtm4l2, whose product is annotated as leucine rich repeat transmembrane neuronal 4 like 2. The coding region runs from base 258 to 1865 and encodes 535 amino acids. The record is from RefSeq and is a predicted model, not a curated record. Gene Ontology annotation, molecular function: protein binding. The transcript has 2 exons. Gene Ontology annotation, cellular component: plasma membrane. NCBI's taxonomy places the organism in Eukaryota, Metazoa, Chordata, Actinopteri, Cichliformes, Cichlidae.
UGGGUAAUUGCGCACACAGCCGACUGGACUAUAGUGGCGACUCCAAGUACGACCCAGGUGUGAAGGCGUCCUAUUUCUGAGCGGCAUGCAGGGAUCAGGGGGUUUGGACCGCUACGGAAAACUUGCUUCUGCUGCUCAAGUCAUGCUCAAUGUGCAACUCUGAAGCCGCAUAAACUGCGACUGAGAGCAGUUUAACGCGUCUCUUAUCGUUCUUUUUUUUAACCCCCCCUAGAGGAUUACUCCUUCCCUCGGUAACCAUGGGUUCUGUGAUGUUGGACUGGCGGUUAUCAUGUCUUCUUCUGCAGGCAGCCGUUUUGCUGCUGCUCAGCAAGGGGGAGAGGAUGUGCCCCGUGAGUUGUCGCUGCGAGGGAAAGAUCGUUUAUUGUGAGUCGGGCAUCUUCCACGACGUUCCAGAAAACAUCACCACGGGAUGCCAAGGUCUGUCUCUGCGUUACAACAACCUGCAGGUUCUGCUGCCGUACCACUUCGCUCAUCUUGGUCAGCUUGUGUGGCUUUACUUGGACCACAACUCAAUCAAUGCCAUAGAUGCUUUAGCUUUCCACGGGGUGCGCAGGCUGAAAGAACUGAUCCUGAGCUCAAACAAAAUAUCCCAUCUGCACAACAACACAUUCAGUGCCAUACCAAACCUGAGGAAUCUGGACUUAUCCUAUAAUCAGCUGCAGUCUCUCCAUCCCGGACAUUUCUACGGGCUGCGCAAGCUACAGAAUCUCCACUUCAGGUCCAAUGGACUGAAACAGAUCCUCGUUCGUACUUUUUUGGAUUGCCGCAGCCUGGAGUUCCUCGACCUGGGUUAUAACCGCUUGCGGAGCCUCACCCGCACCGCGUUUUUGGGGCUGUUCAAGUUGAGGGAACUUCAUUUAGAGCACAAUCAAUUUACCAGGAUUAAUUUCUUUAUUUUCCCACGCCUCAGCAACCUCCAGGCUCUUUAUUUGCAAUGGAACCGCAUACGAUUCAUCAAUCAAGGUGUGCCGUGGACUUGGCAGAAACUUCAGAAACUGGACCUCUCGGGGAAUGAAAUCCAAAUCUUGGAUCCCGCUGUUUUCCAGUGCAUGCCAAACUUACAGAUACUAAACCUCGAAUCAAACAAGCUGAGUAGCGUGCCUGUGGAGGCUGUGGCAGCAUGGACUUCGCUGACCACCAUCAGCCUGGCAGGUAACGCCUGGGACUGCAGCCCCAGCAUCUGCCCUCUCAUGACAUGGCUGAGAACCUUCAAAGACUCCAAAGAAAUCAGCAUGAUAUGCAGCAGUCCCAAGUCUGUGCAGGGCGAAAGAGUGGUGGACGUAGUGAGAAACCACUCAGUAUGCAUAGACAUGUUAAAUGUGUUCUCGACCACUUUCAUCAUUAGGGGUUCAGCUGAAAUUGUGAACAUCACAGCUCCCCCGUCUCCCUCUGAUGUUACAGACCUGGCUGCACAGACAUCCACUGCUUCACCUGACCAGCCUGGCAGGACAGACAGAGUGACAACAGAGUCCAUAACUAUGAGCUCUACAGCUCACAAUUCCCCCGAAACACCUACAUCAUUUAUCCCUGAGCUACAGUUUGAACAUAUGGCUUUCCAUAAAAUCAUUGCGGGCAGCGUAGCCCUGUUCUUGUCAGUGUCAUUGAUUCUGCUGGUUAUUUAUGUCUCGUGGAGGCGCUACCCCAACACCAUGAGGCAGCUGCAGCAGCACUCAGUCAACCAUAAGCGCAGAAAAAAGGCCCGCAAGCAGGAACAGGACCUUAACUCUCAGUUGCAAGAGUACUAUCUGAGCUACCACUCAAACUCGGAGACAAUGGACUCCUUGGUGAACGAGCCAAGGCCGUGCACGUGCACUAUAUCAGGAUCAAUAGAAUGCGAGGUCUGAGCUGCCCACUAAAACACGAGAUAUAAAGUGCAAUUGCUAAGCAGAGGUAGAUAGGCUUUGUUUCCCCUCCAAAAAAAAAGAUUAAGUGGUUUUUAUCUCUAAUAUGAGAUGAUAGAUUCUGCAGCAGUGAAUAAAAUACUGGGGGGCAUAGUACAAUAUAAUUAUAUGCAGAGAAAAGAAGAUUGGAAUGGAGAAAUAUAUUUGGAGAGCUAAUUAUCGCCCUGACUGACACAAGAACAGUGGCAGGGUCAGUCGGGUUAGCUGUGUCUGACCUUACAAAAAGACUGGAACUUUGCUAACGCGAAAGUCAGCUCCACAGAGAGACUGACCUUAUUCUUAGUCAGAGUAUAUUGCCAUAGAACAUACGAGCCAACAAAGCCACU